Messenger RNA from Phragmites australis (common reed), 952 nucleotides. RefSeq names its product kxDL motif-containing protein LO9-177-like. The transcript has 3 exons. The record is from RefSeq and is a predicted model, not a curated record. Bases 198 to 770 code for a protein of 190 amino acids. Lineage: Eukaryota; Viridiplantae; Streptophyta; Magnoliopsida; Poales; Poaceae.
GAACGAUGGAGAAGUCGCCGGAGGCCGCGCCCGCGGCGGCCGCGGAGGAGGUGGCGGUGCGGUUUAGAUCGCUCGUGGACGCCGAGGACAUUGCCAUCAGGAAGACGCAGCACCUCAUGUUGACACGAAGGGGGGCUCAUUCCAUGAGCACAUUUGCAUCGCGUGUGCAGAGAUGGGUUGACGAAUAGGACCAAGCUAUGGAGCAUGUUGUGGAUGAGGAACGGCCACACUCUGAAGAGGCUUACGCGGAGUACCUCUCGUGGUUCAUGCCUCGAACACGGAUUCUGGUCAUGUACACACUGGCCGAGCUUCCAUGGCACGUGGCGAAUAUGCACCACACGUACCUGACACACUGGGACCUGGCGCGGUCGUUUGAGAGGGACAUACUGCACCGGAUUGAUGUCGAGGCACGUGCAAUGAAGUUGCAGCUCAACAGUGGCCUCGAGGUCUCCAGGGGCGAGAUGAGUGUAGUGUUUGUCUGGAUUAUAUGGACUGUGGUGAAAGUCUUUCGAUCGAUGAGCUAUAGUUCAUCCUCGGACGUUAUGACAGGAGCACAAGCAUCGUCUCAUAUCCCCGUACGCCCGUUCGCCACAUUUAUCGAGCCGCCGCACUCACUGGUACACCCGACCUUCGCCGCUGAGCUGUCAAGGAUAUCUUCAACCUCGACUUCCUCUUCGACCCCUACUAUGGUGAGCCAGUCCUUCGUUGUGGCUGGUGGCACAUGGCCUCGACUUCCGCUCUCCGGCGUCGAUGAGCCCUUGAGAAACUAAGUUGAAAUAUAUCUUGGUUUACUUGUGAUGAGUGAUUGAUAUUGGUAUUUAUUUCGCUUGAUGAUCUUCGGUUUUGCAUGAGCUUUGAUAUGAUUUAAAUUGAUUUGGGAUUUCAUUUGAGCAUAUUGAUUAUGGACUAACUGUAAUUGGAGUCGGAGAUAUGUGUUUACUUGUCUCAUGGU